AUGCGUCUCCUGAAAAUUUUGCCCAACAGAGACUUCUGCCUGACCGAAAGGCUACCCGACAACGCGAUCCUUCAGUAUGCUAUUCUCUCACACACAUGGGGAGAUGAGGGUCAGGAGGUCACGUUUGAAGAUAUGGACAAAGGCUCCGGGCGAGACAAGGCUGGAUAUGAGAAGCUUCGCUUCUGUGGAGAACAGGCCAGACUGGAUGGCUUGGAAUACUUCUGGGUGGACACCUGUUGUAUCAACAAGAAAGACAUGGCCGAGCUUUCGCACGCUAUCAGAUCUAUGUUUCGCUGGUACCGUAACGCAGCUCGAUGCUAUGUCUAUCUAUCAGAUGUUUCAACAAACAAGAGGAGACGAGGAGACAGGGGCACAAGGGAGACAUGGGAACACGCCUUUCGGGAAAGCAAAUGGUUCACUCGCGGCUGGACUCUUCAAGAACUUCUCGCCCCAAGCUCGGUAGAAUUCUUCUCACAGCAACGCAAGCGACUUGGCGAUAAAAAAUCUAUGGCACAACAGAUUCAUGAGAUAACGGGUAUUCCUAAGUCAGCGUUUCAAGGGGCCCCUUUAACUCGGUUCAAACGAAAAGAGCGAUUUUCGUGGAUGAACCAUCGCCAGACCAAGCUCGAAGAAGACAAAGCGUAUUCUCUACUCGGAGUUUUCGACGUUGACAUGCACCUUCGUUACGGCGAAGGGAUAGCGAGUGCAUUUAAACGGCUUGAUGAGGAGAUCGACAAAGUAGAGAAAUGCAUCCAAGAGUUACGCCCUACCGAUCCCCAUGACGAUAAGAAGCGAAUUGAGGACACCAAGGGUGGCUUGCUCGAGGAUUCAUUCGUACCGCUGGGUCCUGGAGAACUCCGAGUUUAA
Messenger RNA from Exophiala spinifera, 867 nucleotides. RefSeq lists its product as uncharacterized. NCBI's taxonomy places the organism in Eukaryota, Fungi, Ascomycota, Eurotiomycetes, Chaetothyriales, Herpotrichiellaceae. Bases 1 to 867 code for a protein of 288 amino acids. The record is from RefSeq and is a predicted model, not a curated record. The transcript has a single exon.